GUGUUGCAGUGAUCGUACGUGAGGCAGCGAGGCAAGACAGUGUUUACAUCUGGGUCAGAAGUUGAUCAGCUGAUGGUGGUGUUGUCUAAUUGUUUGUCUCAUGAACAUCUCUAAUAUUCUCCUUCACCUCCUCACAUCUUCCUCAAGAUGCUGAAGGAAUAUCGGAUAUGCAUGCCAAUGACUGUGGAGGAGUACCACAUUGGGCAGCUUUACAUGAUUGCUCGUCACAGCUCAGAGCAGAGUGAUGGAGGAGAGGGAGUUGAAGUAAUUGAAAAUAAUGCAUACACCGACCCUCUGUGUGGUCCUGGACAAUUUACUGAGAAGAGGAUUCAUUUAUCAGGGAAACUACCACCUUGGAUUCGGUCUUAUAUUCCUCGCUUCAUAUAUCUUACAGAGAAAGCAUGGAAUUACUAUCCAUAUACAGAAACAGAAUAUACAUGCUCCAUUAUUCCACGGUUUAAUAUCAAAAUACGCACACGAUAUGAAAAUAAUAAUGGAUCCUCAGAAAAUUGCCUCAAUAUAAAAGAAGAGGAGUUGAAGCAGCGGAUAGUUGACCAUGUGGACAUACUUACUGAUCCAGUUGAUGAGAGGCACUACAAAAAAGAAGAGGACCUUUCUGCCUUCAAGUCAAAGAAAACUGGCCGUGGCCCUUUGAAACAAGGAUGGCGUGAUUGUUCAGAUAUCAUCAUGUGUUCUUAUAAGCUUGUUGAUGUUUCAUUUCAAGUAUUUGGACUUCAAACUAAAAUUGAAGAAUUUGCCCAAAGAGCCAUUCGAAGCAUUUUACUUGUUGGUCACAGACAGGCAUUUGCAUGGAUAGAUGACUGGUAUGGCAUGACCAUACAAGAUGUCAGAGACUAUGAAUGUGGAAUGCAGAAAGAAACUAAUGAAAAGAUUCGCUCUGCUCAACAGUCUGCAGGUAUAGGGAGUGCAGAGCCUGAUAACUUGAAGAAAGAGGAAGAUGAGGAAGAAACUGAAGACAAAGAUCCAAGCAUCUCUAAAAGAAAAGAAUUGCUAAAGAAAGAAAACUCAUCUUCAUCUCUUGGUACAAACUCCAAUUCUCCUGUCACACCAGAGAAAACAAGUUAUCUUUCCACUUGGUUUAAGUGGUCUUAGAAUCAUUUUUUAAAUGUACUGAAGAAGUUCCAAACCUUUUAACCAUUUCUGGUAUCAAAGGCAGAAUAAAACAUUUUGCACUUCAUUAUUGAUAAAAUGUUGAUGGGUUGCUUGCUUAAUAUCUGCUUUAAACCCCAAUAUAUAUUUAUGUAUUAAUAGUAAUUAUUUAGAAUAGCUGAUUAUUAUUUAAAUCUCUUGUAUGUAAAGCAGCUAAAAUUCUGCAUCUCACUUUAGUGAUGGAAGAUUUAUUCUACGAAUUUCAUGCAUAAAAUAACAACUAGCCAGAUUUUUUAAAUACGCUUUUAUUGGUGGACUUUCUUAAGAGCAGGAAACAGAAAACUAUGGUUGUUCAUCAAAUGUCUGUUUAUAUUGAAAGAAUUAAAGAUUAAAGAGUUUUGGGAGCAACAAAUCGGAUGUUGGAAAUUGCCUAUGAAAAAAAAUAUAAUAAUGUUACACUCAUCCUACAAGUUAUAGAGUUAAUAAGAAAACUUUGUCUUAAUAUCUGUUGUAUAUUUGUACUCUUGUUCAUUUAGAGCAGAGUGGUUUAUUAAAGCUCUUUGGCAAACUCUAAAUUACUAUAUCUCAUUAUUUCUAGUGCAAAGACCCAUGUGCAAGUGUUAAAACAUUUGCUAAAGGAUUUCUCAUGAUUCUCUCUUAAUAGUUUGUAGUUAUGGAGCUUUUAAAUGGCCAAUAAUGCUCUCUAAUGGAAACAGCAAAAACAGGAGAAGUGUAUUGUUUAAAAUGUGAGAAGAGCUUACUCAUACCAGUGCCUUCAUAUGACAGAGUUUAACAAAUUUUAAUGAGGGAAAAUUAGAAAUCCUCUGAUUUUGUGCUUAAAUUGUAAUGUUUCAGGUGUUGUCUAUAUACAUAUUUUGAAUAAAAUGCACAUGUAUUCCAUUAUGAAAUAGCAUAAUGGAAGUACUGUAUGGCAAAGCUAUUCUCAUAAUUUAAAUUUUCAUUCUUUGCUUUAUGGGUUUGACACUUUUUUGUGACUAAUAGUAAUGUAAUAUUUUUUUACUUUGCUACAUAAUCAGGAAUUACUUUAUAGACAGUUUAACACUGUAGAUCAGUUUUUCAUUGUUUUUCUUUAGCCGUCCUUUUGUACUGUAAGGUAAGUAUUGCAGUUACAAUGAAAUAUGACAAAUAAUCUUGGUUCAAUAUAAAGAAGUUCUUCGAGAAGCUUUUCAUAAAGAAUCAUUUGAUUUCUUUAUAUAUUUAUUAUCCAAAGCUCAGUUGGUUUUGUUUGUCCUCUUACUUGCUGAUGGUAGUCUUUUAAUUUGCAUUCAAUGAUUUAUACUACUAAACUUUUAAAUUGUGGUUGUAUUGUUUAUUUACUAACUUUUUAUGUUGAACAGGUGCAUUGGUGCCCAGUGGAGACACAUCUUGCUAUAAUUUAUUUGUAUUUUUAAGAUUUUUCUGCAUAGUAUAUACAGCAGGCUGGUUAAUGCAGAUUUUAAUAUGAUUCCACUGUUUGUUCUUACAGUAUUUAUAUAUUUUAAUAUGUAUUUGUGUUCAUGUUUUUAAUUGAUGUUGAUUUUGGUUUACUGUAUCAAUAAAUUCUUUUAAAUAGUAAGUUAUGGAAUGGGAAUAUUCUUGUACACAAAUGAAGUUAUACCAUUGGAACAAAUAAUUUAAAUGAUUCUGGAAAGUAUUGGAGGAUUGCUAAAUAUGCCUAUUGUAGAUAACAACAGGAAACACUAAGUUAUGUUCAGAAAGAGGUCUGGUAAGAGGCAAUAUGUGUAUCAAGAAGAAAAACUCAAAAAUCAUGCAAGGGUAUUGCAAAGUACAACAAAAAGGGUCACCAGGAGUAGUGGACACAAUGUUAAAGGGUAGGCCUCUGCUUUUCACUUUACUAGUAUCUCAAGUAAGAAUAAGGGAAAGGAGGAAUGCAAGGUGAAUAGUUCCACUAUGUAAGAAAUAACUUCCUAACAGUUACAACUUGCCCCAUGCAGUAUCUUUUAUACUUCUUUUUUUUAGCACUGGAUAUCUCCCACCCAGUAGGGUGACCUGACAAAGAAUAAAAUAACUUUAGCUGUCAGUCAUUCAAUCUCUGUCUUGCCAGAAGGGUGCUGACAUGGCAGUUCAGAUGACCCUUCAAACUGCAACUACACUCCUCUUUCAGGACUCAAGUCCAACUAACUGGUUUCCCUAAAUCCUCUUAUAAAUGUUACCUUGUUCAUACUCCAACAGCACAUCAAAUCAUAAAAAAACCACUAGCCUCCACUCGUUCCUGUCUAACACUAUUACAAUGUGUUCUGCAUAAUUAUGCUCUUACAAAUGUGUAUACUAUAUGUAUUUCCAAAUUUAUGCUAUAUGUAGUGUUAGUAUUAUAGAGCAGUUGGCAAAAGAAAGGUAGACUGGUGAGAGUGACCAAGAAGCAUGGUGAAAACAUGUAGUGUGCCUUCAAGUGUGCAGUGUUGCUGUGUAGUAUACGGGUUUAUUGCUUUUUUUUUUUUUGUGGAUACAAUAAUAAUAGAGUGCAGUUUAAGUUUUGUUAUAGGAAGGUAGGUGCAGGGUGGAAGAACAGUAAUUGAUGGAAUGAUUAGGUGAAAAUAGCAAUAAAAAAAACUUGAUCAGUGCAUCAAAGUUUUUAUAAUGCAAAAAUUAUGAAAAACAUACCACAGUCAGUGCUGGGUAUGCACAGGGGUUAUCUGGGAGAUGUUACAUUUGUGAUUUACAAGGAAAUUUUCCCCCUUCUGCCGCCCAUACCCUCGCUUCCUUCCCUACCCUGCAGCGCUGUAUAGCCCUUGUGGCUUAGCACUUCUUUUUGAUUAUAAUAAUAAUAAUACAAGGAAAUUGCUUUGAAGAGAUUCAGCAGUGUGUGUGUAGGAGCUACUGGAGUAGUUAGUGUCUAGGAAUAGGUAUGAAAUGAAUACAAGGAAGAGCAAAGUCAUGAAAUAAAUGCUGUCUUGCUUAAAGAUUGGAGGUCAGAUUUAAUAUUUUAAUGUUAAGCACUAACCCCAUGCGAGUCAUUCAGCACAAGACACGGUGGAGGCUCGAUUCUCCAUCUGCUAAGUGCCAGGCAGAUGAUUUUCCUAUUUAUUCUUGUCUUAGUCUUGCUAUAGCAAACCGAGGAUCAAGCCUCCGCCACUUCAUGUACUCAAUGACAUCCACGUAUUAUUAGGAGGAGAAUCAAGCCAUCAAGAUGCUGCUCAAUGAUCGACAUGGGUUUUAUGCUCAUUCCAUGUACCUCACCUGACUGAAGCCUUGCAAAGUGAUCAGUAGGAAGAAGGUUGCUAACUUAGUCCUGAUGCCAUAUGAAUGUGAAGUGAAGGCUAGAAUCACAUAUGCAGGUCAAUAAUUAAAAGAAUAAAAAAAAGGGUCAGAGUGAAAGGAAAGAAUAUGGAAGUAAAUAAUUUUAUUAUUAUUAUUAUUAUUAUUAUUAUUAUAUUUAGGGGAAGCACUAAACUUGUAGGGGUUAUACAGUGCUUGAGGAAUGUGAAGCAAUCACAUUCAGUCUUAGAAAAAGGAAGACUAAGUCCAAUUCCUUGAAUCAGAAUCCCCUAACCAGCAUUAAAGAACCUCCCUGGAUUGGAGAGAAUAUAUUUGCAGUAGAUAUUCGGGAGUGAAAGUGUCAGAAAAUUGGGUUUUAAAGUAUAAGGUAAAUCAAGACUAUGUGAGGGAAAGAAAGUUGAAAGAUUGUUAAGAAAUCUGUUGACAGUAUGAAGUUUUUCAUUGGGUGCAAAAAAAGAAAUACAUUUCUGAUUUUCUGUUGGUGUGAACAAGUCUUUGUAUGCUCCAACCUGUAUGACUUGUGGGUUUAGUGCUUAGUUUUGAUUGCAAUUUGAUUUUAUGUUGCAACAAGGGAGAAGUAGAAAUGUGUAAUGAUGAAAGUGCAGUGUAUUCAGAUACUUAGGACUGAAGAAGGUAUAAUUCAAAAAGCAGAAGAGGGAUCAUUGAGAUGGAGGAAGAUCACACAUGAGUUUAGAAUUUUUUGUAAAUACAGUGUAUCAGAAUAAUAGUGAGCAAAAUCAGUUGAUUGAGAGAGAGAGAGAGAGAAAUCUGAAUUGUUUAGAUGGAAAGCAUGGUUUCUGAAUUGUGUGUGAGUGUGACCCAUUAUUCAUUAUGCAAUGCCUGAAUAGAUCCCUUAACUAGUAAAAGAAAGUGAUGAUGUCCAAAGAAGUGCAUAUAAACUGUUGCCUGAUUUGAAAGGAAUAAGGUUUGAAGAAAGCAUUAGAGUACUAGCCUAUUAAGGAGGGAUACCUUGAUGCUGAAGAAGGUCUCUCUUAAUUGACUGUACUUACUGUCUUAGAGCCUGUAGAUUUUAUUUUCAGCAUCUCCAUGAGUGCCCUAAUGUUGUAACUAUCCUCCAAAAGUUUUACUUUCAGUACAGAUGUUCUUACUUUUAUAACAAAACUAAUAUAUUGUAUCAACUAUGACUCCCAAUUUGCAUUUGUACUAACCUUCCACUUCAACAUAAUUAUUGUGCUUUUUAUCACAAUAAUUAUCUUGAUUUCAAGGAGUUAGAUCUACUCUUCCCUUCCUCCAUUCAAACUUGAUUAGCUCCCAUUUCCCAGGUGCUGUGUGACUUGUGUUGAUUUAUCACUUCCUCAUGAAUAUAAUGCUGUAUAGCCCUUGUGGUUUAGCGCUUCUUUUUUAUUAUAAUAAUAAUCAUGAAUAUAAUAAUAAAAAUAAGAAAGAACUUGGCUUGUUGUCUCUGCAAGAAUGGAAACCAAGGUGAGAGUUAAGAAUGAAAGCUAGUCUGGGAUUUGAUUUUGACAAACGGUAUUUUGGGCAAAGGGUAGACUUGGAUAUGCCCCUUACUAGGGGUAUAACAUAAAGGCAUGGCUGGAAAUUACAGUACAUGCUCAAAUGUGUCACAGGAUUAUUCAAAAGUGCUUCAACGUAAGUUGGUGUUUUAGUAAUAUUUUUUAGGUAUCGUGCAGCUCAUCAUAGCCCUAAAUGAACCACGGAGCUAUUCAGUAUCAUUUUGUUAAGAGAGACUUUCACUGAAGUGCUUUUGAAUAAUCCUGUGAUACAUUUGGGUGUGUAAUUUCCAUUCAUGUUGUCUUAUUACAUCCCAGGUACAGAGCCUGUCCUUGUCUACUCUGACAGUGCUUUAAAGUAUUGAUAAUCGUAUUUGCAUUCUUUCUUCAUUGCUCAGUUUCUUCUACUGAAGCAUCAGACUUGAUGCAUUGCUUUGGACUUUCAAAGAAGUUUACCCUGUGAUUUAUUAAGUGAGGGUUCCAUACAGGUGCUUCAUACUCAAGAAUGGGCUGCCCAUCUGAUCUUGUGUUUUGAAAGUCUUUAUCCAGGUUACCGAAUCUCUUAUGUUUUCACACUCGGCCUGUGCUAUUACUUUUAUUCUGUAAGUAGGUUUCAGGGGUCAGGAUUGGUAUAAUAGUUAUUUAAAGAUGUUUUUCCUUAACUGUUUCAAUGAAACUUUUAUCCUCUGGUCUCUUUUCUGCAGUUACCCUCGAUAUACAGUAUAAUAUAGUGUUACAUAACAUUCAAUGAUUUGUUUUUAUGUUUGAAAUGACUACAUGUAUAAAAAUGUCUUAGAGCUACAUUAGGAUGUGAUUCUAGAAUUGAUUUUGAAAUUACAUACUGAAAUUCAGAUGUUUUACAAACAUCAUUGCCAAACUUUACAAAUUGAAUGUAUGGUGAGAAUUAUAAUCAGUCGGAAACAAUAUCUAAAAUGUGCUAUUAAGAUAUUUUUGCAUUUUUUUGUGGAAUAAGUGUGUAAGUCAGUGAUGUUACCUAUGUAAAACUGUUAAUUUUUACAUAAAAAAAUGUCUUGGUAGGUCUAAUUGCUUUUAAUGGAGAUUAACAGUGUUACUCAAAUAUAUAAUGUAUACCUUAUUAAAAUUAAUUAAGUGGGACCCACUGUGAAGCAUAUAUGUUACCGCUGUACCACUGAUAUUAACGAUGCUGAAAACUCUGGUAUUGUUACACUCACUGUAGUGUGAUAUUUCAGUUUGUUCUUAUACAUUGCUAAAAUGGUUACUCUAGUUUGUAUCAUGUUUAUUGUUAACAUGUGAUAUUAUUGUGUGGCAAUUAAUUGUUCUUGGCUUUUGGAAUUUAUAGAGUACUGUAAUUAUUAUAGUUCUUUCUUCAGUAUUAUUCCUUGUCACAUGAUAUGAGACAUACACGUGUAUGAUUUGUGUUACUUUGACAUCGAGUUCUUUAAAUGUGGUUGUGUAAUGAAAAGCAAACUAUUCCAUACAUAAAUGUGCCUUAUAUUCGCUAAGAGCAUGAAAGGCUGAGGUUUGGCAUCGUGCUUUCUAGAUCUACCGUUGAACUGCCAUAUUCUAGUGCAUAAUAAAGUGACAUGAAAUACAGAAUUUUAGAAGGUACACGAGUGUUUGGAAAGGAACAAGUUUAUCAGUAGAUAAUUAACUAUUUAUGACUGAAUUUUUUUCAUACUUUAUUGAAUGAAUGCUGCUGAUUUUUUUUUUUGUCAUAAAUACACAGGUGAUUGAUUUUAACAUUAUAAUAUGCAUUACAGUGAAACUUUUUAUAUCCUUUUAUAAUGGGACUGAAACCCUAUCAGAUGUGGUUAACUGUAUUAAACUGCAGUACCAGAAAUUUUUUCACAAGGUACUGUCAUACUAUAUAACAUUUGUUUUUAAAUAUUGCUUAAUUUAUAAAAUGGUGUAAUCCAUGUAUUAUGGAAAGGAUGUGCCAAAGUAUUGGUAUCAGCUAAUUUUUAUAGUAUCGGGUAUCGUCUUGUUUGAUAGUAGUGGGUAUCAGCUAGUUUUGAUAUCGGUGUCAGUGGGUAUUGACUAAAUUUGAUCGUAUCAGGAUCAGUAUCAGCCUAAAACUAAGUACAGUGGACCCCCGCAUAGCGAACGCAUCGCAUAGCGAACAAUCCGCAUAGCGAACGCUUUGUUCGCUGAAAUUUUGCCCCGCAUAGUAGACAAAAACCCGCUCAGCGAACUUCGUCCGAGACGCGUCCAAUGUGCGGCCUCGGCCAGCCUCACAUGUGCCGCCUGUCCCAUUGUUUACCAGCUAGCCUCCGCGGUAACAUUCAAGCAUACACUCGGAAUAUUUCGUAUUAUUACAGUGUUUUCGGUUCUGUUUGUUGAAAAUAAGUGACCAUGGGCCCCAAGAAAGCUUCUAGUGCCAACCCUGUGGUAAAAAGGGUGAGAAUUAGUAUGGAAAUUAAGAAAGAUUUUGAAGGGUUUGGGGCUAACCCUGAGAAGCCUAUGCCAGUUGUGGAAUCCAUUGUGCCUACUUCAAAAAUUAAGGAAAUGUGUGCACAGUGGGUUGAACUGCAAACCUUUAUGGAUGAAAAUCACCCUGACACAGCUGUUGCAAGGCGUGCUGGUGACUAUUUCAAUGACAAUGUUAUGGCCCAUUUUAGACAAAUCGUAAAGGAACGGGAGGUACAGAGCUCUAUGGACAGAAAGAAGUCCAGUGACUCUCAAGCUGGUCCUAGUGGCAUUAAAAGAAGAAGGGAAGUAACCCCGGAAAAGGACUUGCCUCCUCAAGUGUUAAUGGAAGGGGAUUCCCCUUCUAAACACUAACACUCUCUCUCCCCUCCUCCCAUCCCAUCAAUCAUCACCAGAUCUUCAAUAAAAGUAAGUGUCAUGUAAUUGUGCAUGCCUUUUUCAGUUUGUGUGUACUAAAAUUAACAUUUUUUUGUGGUAAAAAAAUUUUUUUUUCAUACUUUUGGGUGUCUUGCACGGAUUAAUUUUAUUUCCAUUAUUUCUUAUGGGGAAAAUUAAUUCGCAUAGCGAACAUUUCGCAUAACGACCAGCCCUCUUGCACGGAUUAAGUUCGCUAUGCGGGGGUCCACUGUAUCUGUAUUAGUAUUGGCAAAAAAAAUUGCUAUUGUCUCAUCCCUAUAUUAUCGUUCAGUAUUUGUUCACUGUAUCCUACAGCAUUACUGGUAAUUUUUUUUUUUUUUUUUUUUUUUUUUUUUUAUAAAACUGUCUAUAUAGAUCAACCUGUUCAAUGAAUCCCUUUCAGAUUGAUAUGAAACAACAUUUAACUUAGAAAACUUUUCUUACCAGAGUCCAUGGGGAUGUGCUAAAGCCAUAGUGUUAUAUAGUGCCUGGGGAAUGGGAGACAAUUAGGUUUGAUCCAUAGAAAGGGAGGGUAGCUCCAGUUACCAGGAUCAGUAACCUCAAGGCACCUCAGCUGAAAGGAGCAAAUGUCAGUGAGAUUGCUAGUAAUAAUGGUAUAAUUACCAACAAAAUGUUAGGUAAGUGGACUCAGAUGCAACUAGUAAGUACGUUUAUUCAGGUAUAUACAAAUACAGUUACAUAGAUUAUCUUAUAUAGCAGCAUAUGUGUAAAGAACCUAGGAUAACCCAAAAAAGUCAGGCAAAGUGACUUAUUAUAAUACUAUAAAGGAGAUAAUAUCUUAUUAUUAUACUAUAAAGGAGAUUUACUGUGAAUAAGGUAAAAUGAGUUAUUUAUAUUUACAUGUGUGUUAGCUAAAAAAAAAAAUAAAAAAACAUUCUCCCUUUCUGUUGCUACAUUCAUUAGGCACCUUUUGACUCUUGAACUGGUUCAUGCUAUGACUGGCUUUGAGAUGUGCAGGCAGUUUGUUCCAUUCCUUUAUUGCUGUACAAUAAAAGGUGUUUGAAGCCUGGCCACUGACUGUGGGUACUACAAAGUUGUGCUCUCUCCCCUUAGUACUAUGAUUGCUUUGGUUCCCAGGCUUGACAAAAUUGGCAGCAAGAUAUUCUGGACACUGUUUGUGAGCAAUUUUAUAAACUUGAUUUAACUUCAUUUGUUUUACUCUGUGCAGUUUAUAUGUAAUAACAUAUUGCUAUACAGAAAGAAAGUCAUUAGCAUACAUCAGCAUUUCAGGCAGACUAAUCCUGAUGCUUACACACCACUUAAAACUAGACACAAGUGACAUUUUAUUGUUGGAACCUUUCAUCUCCAGGAUCAAAACAUUGCCACAAUAAAAUGUCAUAUUAGUUGCAUCUGCAUCCAUUUACCUAACAAUGAGAUUGUUGUCGGUAAAUUUUGCUAUGGAAAAAUCACAUUCAGUCAUUUGUCAGUUUUGUCUUACCUAAUUGUAAGUUUUCUUCAUAUAUGGGACCUUUAAAUGGUGUAACAAUUUUUGACUGAGGGCAGUUCUCCCCAUUCUUCUACAUCUAGUAGUGCUAGUUUAUGCUUGGUACAUACUGCCUCAGAACCACUCACUAAAUCAUAGUGAUACUAGUUGGGAUGCUAGCUGGAGAUAUUGUAAGCAACCACCUGGCUGUGUAAGGCCAGUGUGGCUUGGUUCCUAUGGACAGCACACAUAUCUCUUAAGAACUGCAAAUGCAUAAAAUUGCUGAAAGCAUUUAACCCUUAAAACGGUCCAAACAGUUCGACGUUCAAAUUCGUAGUGCUACAAAAGUAGAUCUACUUUUUUUACAUAUUUUCAAAUAUAACAAAAAAAAAUGUAGAUAAAAGUUUUUUUUACACGUUUUCAAAUGUAAAACAAAAAAGAUCUACAUUUUUUUACAUACUUUCAGAUGUUGAAAAAACGUAUAUAUACGUUUGGACCGUUUAAGGGUUAAAAGAAUUCAGAAUAUAAAUCAGAUUUUUUUUAUUAAUGAUAAUGAUUAUUAUUCAGCUUUUUAAAAAUCAAUACCUCUCACCAGUGGUUAAUUUUUCUUUGCUUAAUUUUUAAUGGUUGUUACCAAUCAGGGAAAACUGAUAAGGAUAUUUAUUAGAAGUUGGUGGUUAAUUAAAAGUCGGAUAUGACAAGUUUUACUGUAUCUAAUUUGUAAUUUUUGUAACUUGAAUUUGCUUUUGGAAAGUUUUAUGAGAAAAGUUCUUUUGACAUUACAGUACAAAUAUAUUUUGACAAUCUUCGUCACAAAUAUUGGUGCAUAAUAAUAAUAAAAAUAAAUUAUUUCUUGAAGUAUUUUGUGGUAUUUAUGGUUAUUAGGAGUGAGCACAUUGUUUUUCAGUAGUACUGUGUACAAGUGUUGACUUUUCUUUAUUUUUGCACUCUUCUCUAGUAGUUUGCAAACGUUUUAAUUAGAAUAGAUAUUUGAACAAUUUCAGUGUUAGGCUGUUGACAGCAAUUGAUGUGUGUAAAAUUUCUUAAUUUUUUAUCUCACAAAUAGAAUGUGUGUUUACAAAUGUGUGUGUGGGUAUGUAUGUAUUGAUAUGUAUGUAUAUUUUUUCUUUUAAACAGAUGAAAGCACCUCUUUGUGAUAUUCUUGGAAAAAAAAAAUGGUACUGUAAGUACUACAUAAUAUAGACAGAAUAAUUUUUUCAUUAUUUUCAAAAUGGAGGUGAUUUUGCCUUUGCACUUACAUGAAAGUUAGUCCACUGCAAUUCUUUGUCUAUGAUUGCUCAUAAUUGGUAUCUUGUACGUAGUCUGAAAUAAAUAUUUUGAUGAUU
Molecule: messenger RNA, 11414 nt
Organism: Cherax quadricarinatus
Lineage: Eukaryota; Metazoa; Arthropoda; Malacostraca; Decapoda; Parastacidae
Gene: rdgBbeta
Product: cytoplasmic phosphatidylinositol transfer protein 1
Biological process (GO): phospholipid transport
Cellular component (GO): cytoplasm
Molecular function (GO): phosphatidylinositol binding; phosphatidylinositol transfer activity
Source: RefSeq, a predicted model, not a curated record